This is a messenger RNA of Planococcus citri (citrus mealybug), 871 nucleotides long. RefSeq names its product ATP synthase subunit C lysine N-methyltransferase. NCBI's taxonomy places the organism in Eukaryota, Metazoa, Arthropoda, Insecta, Hemiptera, Pseudococcidae. Gene Ontology annotation, biological process: regulation of mitochondrial ATP synthesis coupled proton transport; peptidyl-lysine trimethylation; positive regulation of proton-transporting ATP synthase activity, rotational mechanism. Bases 196 to 795 code for a protein of 199 amino acids. Gene Ontology annotation, cellular component: mitochondrion. Gene Ontology annotation, molecular function: protein-lysine N-methyltransferase activity. The record is from RefSeq and is a predicted model, not a curated record. The transcript has 5 exons.
GCCAAGAUGGCUGCCAGUUGGCUGCCAGUUGGUUGUCUUAUACGCAGGUCCAGUGUCUAUACCAUUACCCUUCCAAAGCUCAGAACGAGAGAUGAAAACCGAAAACGUUUAAAAUUAUCGUAAAAAGAAGUGAAAUAAUUCGAAAACGUAAGUCAGUUCUUAUGAAAUGUCUGUUGCUGUGAUAAAUUUCUUUCAAUGUCUCCUGCCACUUUUCAGCCGAUUAAUGAAAACACAAAGCAUUCGAAACUCGCUUAUAUACUUCUUAGCAUCACAGGUGGAACGGCCGUAACUAUUUCACUGCUAGCUGCUCCUUUCUUAUCCCCCGCAUUUCGAAAAAUAUGCUUACCGUACGUUCCUGCUACGUCCACUCAGAUGAGUAACGUGAUGAAAGCUCUGAGAAACCGUUCGGGAAAAUUGGUCGACUUGGGUAGCGGAGAUGGACGAAUAGUGCGAUUGGCCACUGCCCAUGGGUUCGAAGCUGUCGGCGUAGAACUGAAUAUUUGGCUGAUAUUGUAUUCACGUUUUUCGUCAUUUACGAACGGACUUUCCUCGAGCGCGAAAUUUUACCGUAAGAACAUAUGGUCGUUCGAUUUGAAGCCGUAUUCGAAUGUAAUUUUAUUUGGAGCCGAAAACAUGAUGGACGUAAUGGAAAAAAAAUUAGCAACCGAAUUGUCAAACGGAAGUGUCGUGAUCACGUGUCGAUUUCCUCUUCCCAAUUUUAAAGCCGUCGAAAUUAUUGGCGAAGGGCAGGAUACCGUUUGGAAAUACGUGUUCAGAACUGACGCUCAGACCUGAGACGAUGGUAGAAAAUGCACCAGUUGCGAUAAUAUUCUGAUUUUUAAUUUUCGAAAUACAUCGCCGUAAGUUGUAA